This is a messenger RNA of Diorhabda carinulata, 3107 nucleotides long. RefSeq names its product splicing factor 1 (gene SF1). Gene Ontology annotation, biological process: regulation of mRNA splicing, via spliceosome. The record is from RefSeq and is a predicted model, not a curated record. Bases 155 to 1828 code for a protein of 557 amino acids. The transcript is spliced from 9 exons. Gene Ontology annotation, molecular function: zinc ion binding; mRNA binding. NCBI's taxonomy places the organism in Eukaryota, Metazoa, Arthropoda, Insecta, Coleoptera, Chrysomelidae. Gene Ontology annotation, cellular component: nucleus.
GUCAAUGUCAAAUACAUCAAUUAUCAAGCAAGCUGUCCAUGCAUAAUAUUAAUGAAGUGUACGCUACAUAAAGUGAAGUUUUACAUCGAUUUGAACAAUUUUCGAAUUGUUAUAUUAGUGGAGUGCUACAGUAUUUAGUUGAUAUUUGAGUAAUAUGGGGUCGUCUAGACGACGUGAUCGUUCUAGAUCUCGAGAUAGAGACAGAAGAGAUAGAAAACGUAGCCGUUCCAGAGACAGAUAUCGUGAUAGGCGUAGGGAGCGAAGUCUAAGUCGGGGACGGGAGCGAAGGCGUGAAAGGGAGAGAUCUUUAACACCCCCAGAGCCUGAUGGUGAUAAAAUGAUUGCAGAAACUCUGGCGACACUUGCAGCGACAAGAAACUUUGCUAGUCUAAUUUCCAAAGAAGGAGACGGAAAUUCCAAUAUGUCCACUGGUAGUAGUGAGGACGAAAGGAGGAAAAAGAAACGUUCCAGAUGGGGAGGAAGUGAACAUGAAAAGAUUUUUAUCCCUGGAAUGCCAACCAUAUUGCCCCAGAAUCUGAAUAAGGAUCAAGAACAAGCAUACUUACUUCAGCUGCAGAUCGAAGAAGUCAGCCGUAAACUACGAUCCGGGGACUUGGGAAUUCCGGCCAAUCCGGAAGAAAGAUCCCCUUCUCCCGAACCGAUUUAUAGCAGUGAUGGGAAACGUUUGAAUACAAGAGAAUUUCGUACCAGAAAGAGGCUGGAAGAGGAAAGACACACCCUCGUAUUGAGGAUGCAAUCAAUCAAUCCGGAAUUUAAACCACCCCUAGAUUACAAACCACCUGUAACUAGGGUUAGCGAUAAAGUGAUGAUACCCCAAGAGGAACACCCCGAAAUAAAUUUUGUAGGUCUACUGAUAGGACCUAGAGGAAAUACGUUGAAAACAAUGGAAAAGGAAACCGGUGCUAAAAUUAUUAUCCGUGGAAAGGGUUCCGUUAAAGAAGGAAAGGUUGGAAGAAAAGAUGGACAACCACUUCCCGGGGAAGAUGAACCAUUACAUGCUUAUAUCACCGCUACUAAUCCUGAAUGUGUUAAGAAAGCAGUCGAAAGGAUCAAAGAAGUCAUAAGGCAAGGAGUGGAGGUUCCGGAAAAUCAAAACGACCUCAGGAGAAUGCAGUUAAGGGAAUUGGCUCAAUUAAAUGGUACAUUGAGGGAAAAUGAUGGUAUGAGAUGUAAUAAUUGUGGCGCUACUGAUCACAAAUCUUGGUUGUGUCCGGAUAAACCCAACAUUACAAACAGCAUUGUUUGUUCGAGUUGUGGGGCAGCGGGACACAUCGCUCGCGAUUGUCGAUCGAAACGUCCAGGUCAAGGUGGACCGCCCUUACCCGGAGUAGGAGACAAGGCGAAAAUCGACGAAGAAUACAUGUCGCUGAUGGCCGAAUUGGGCGAAGCGCCUCAACCGGUUUUCGCCAACAAUGGAACUAAUCAACAACGUAAACCGCAGACUGGUUUCAACGUAUUCGAAAAUCAACCGCCGCCGCGUCCUUUAAUGCCUCCACCGAUACCUUGUCCGCCCAUACCUCUUAUUAAUGGUAAUUUACCACCGUCAGCGUGGCCAGGUCACGCCCCGAUGCAUUGGCCACCAGCACCACCUCCGCCAACAAUUCUACCGCCUCCUCCACCACCGGGCGCAUCUAGCCCUCCUCAAAAUUUAAUGCCGACGUCGUGGGCGCCAUCUCAACCCCCACCGCCGGGAGCUCCUCCACCGUUUACGUCAUGGCCGCCGAGUAGUUUCCCUCCACCGCCUCCUCCAGGCAUCGAUGUUAAUUCGCUACUUUCUUCACCGCCUCCGCCGCCGCCACCUUCUUAAACUAAAAUAUAUUUCAAAGAAUAUUUUUUAAUAGUCCAGGAAAAUUAAAUGAAUAACCUUUAUUUGGUAACCGGAUGAUGGUGUUUGUAAUUGAAAAUAUAUCGACACCCCCCUUUUUUAAGUUUUUGGUUUUUAAGUGUUAAAAUUUUAAAAACGUCAUCGUUCAAACUGAAAAUCUUUUUUCGUCGUUUGUAGUAAAUCACAUCUCGAAAUUUUCAGUAUUGAUGAAAUGAACACCGAUUGAAAUAAAUAUACAAGGUGGCGCAAUGAAGGCACUGCUCUAUUGGAAAUUUUCCUCGGUAUUACUGAUGUUAUCAUUCCACCACGGUUAUUCUCCUUGAGCUAAUCGAGGUGAUUAUUACCGUAGACUCUGUGCUAGGAGUAUUCCAACAAAAAUAAAGUCGAGAAGCAUCAAAUCUGGAGUAAAAGGGGGCCAUGGAAUGGGAACACCAGUUUCCAAACAUCACAAUAUAACGUUGUUUUUCACAAAAGAAGAAACAAAUUAUUAUUCUACCGGCAUUGCUGCACAUUCUGUCACUUUAGGACUAUACAGAGAUUUUGACGGUUUAUAAACUCAGUGAUUGGAAAUAGGCAACAUGAGGGAAAACGAUUGGAAAAUCUAUUGAGCAUUUCAUUAGCAAAAACAAGCUUUUCCUAUUUGUCUCAUUUUGUCUCUUCUCUCUUUUGUCCUACAUUUGCUUGUGGUUUGAACGUCGAAUCAGUAUCUUCGCAAAAUGCGCUCCAUUUCAUUGCAGGGGGUUUGUCUGCGAGUCUGUCAGCUAUUCUGGUUCCCACCAUUCCAUGGUAAUUUUAUUUUUCUUGUCUAGCGCGUUUAGAUUUGUCCAGGAAUUCCUAAACUAUUUGAAUUUCAUGAUAUUGAAGCUCAAAGUUCUAAUGUAUGACAGGAUGAUGAUUUCCUGUUGGCGACGACUUCUAUCUAGAUCGAACCGGAUACAUUCUUCAUUCUGCUUGGCGGGUUACUCAGGCUUUCAGAGUGUUUGGUACUGGGCCCCUUUUCCAGUUCCAUCUGUUGCUUUAGAACCGUUCGUGUACCAUUUGAUGGCAUUUCCUGUAUGGUGUUCUACAGUACCCUAAGGAAUUUAUUCGAGAAUACAGGAUUGAUAUAUUUUCAAUUAAGGAUAUAAUUUGACGAGAUCAUUUUUCGAUUUUCAAUUUCCUGGACUAGAAAAAGGAUGUAAUAGUUUUUUUUUUAAUAUAAAAAUUAAUUUUAUAUAAACAAGUGUAGAUUAAAUGAAUAUAUAUUGGAUUAGAUCUUAAA